GUGUGUGUGUGUCUGUGUGUGUGUGUGUGUGUGUGUCUGUGGUGUGUGUGUGGGGGGGUUGUUUCCCGCUUGUUGAUGUUUCACACACGUUAUAACGACGCUGCUUCUGCUCCCUAUGUACAUCAGCCCCUGGAUCCUGUGUCUUUCACAGACACACACACACACACACGCUCGCACUCGCGCGCUUACACAGACGCUCUCUCUCUCUCUCUCUCUCUCUCUCUCACACACACACACAAACGCGCACACAGACGAUCUCUCACACACACACUCGCGCUUACACACGCUGGAGCUCACAGACACUUCUCCUCUUACCUGAGGAACAUUUUGGAUCUUUCCUCUUAAUGUCUGUGCUUUAAUGGGAAUAAAACACGUUAACGUUCUGAGCAAUACUGCAACUUUACCUCUCUGGGAGAAACCUACAGAACCCACAGAACCUACAGAACCUACAGAACCUACAGAACCUGCAGAAACCAGAGAACCCACAGAACCUACAGAACCUGCAGAAUCUUUAGAAACUCGUUUACAUGAGGGAAAGCAAACCUUUCUGCAGGAUAUACAGAGACUCACUGUUGCGUGUGACUGAAGAGCCGUCGUGUGAAACCACGCAUCCUCUUCAACCAGGAUCUGAAACCAUAAUCAUUUAUUAAUUGAAUUAUCCCUAAGCGUGCAAAGCUGCUGUCUACGUGGACCGGUGCUGAAGUCUCGAGCCUCACGGCCAAGAGGAGCUUGAGCUCAGCCAAAUCCAGAGAAAUGUCGACAAACGGCGCUAAAACGGUCACGGUGGACGGCCAGGUGGCGAUGGAGCUGAACGAGGUCACCUCCCAUGACAGAUUUAAACCAGAGGAGGUACAGGAGCAACGGAAUGACGACAAGAAGAAGAAGAAGAAGGAUAUUCCUGAAAGGGAAACGUGGGCAGGGAAGUUUGACUUCCUGCUGUCCUGUGUGGGAUACGCCAUCGGGCUGGGGAACGUGUGGAGAUUCCCGUACCUGUGUGGGAAAAAUGGAGGAGGUGCCUUCUUGAUUCCCUACUUCCUCACCCUGGUAUUUGCUGGAAUGCCAUUGUUCCUGCUGGAGUGUUCGCUUGGGCAGUACAUGUCUGUCGGGGGACUCGGGGUCUGGAAACUGGCACCAAUGUUUAAAGGAGUCGGCCUGGCCGCAGCCGUGCUCUCCUUCUGGCUCAACAUUUACUACAUCGUGAUCAUUUCCUGGGCUUUGUAUUAUCUGUACAAUUCCUUUACCACUGAGCUUCCAUGGAAAUCUUGCAACAAUCCAUGGAACACAGAGAGAUGUUUCACAAACUACAGCAUUGCAGACACCACCAACCUGACCAGCGCAGUCAUGGAGUUCUGGGAACGUAACGUACAUAACAUGACCGAGGGUCUGGAGAAACCGGGGCAGAUCCGCAUUCCGCUAGCAAUAACUCUGGCCAUCGCCUGGGUCCUCGUGUACUUCUGUAUCUGGAAAGGUGUUCGCUGGACUGGAAAGGUGGUGUACUUCUCAGCCACCUACCCAUACUUCAUGCUAUGUAUCCUGUUCAUCCGUGGAGUCACACUUCCUGGAGCGAAAGAAGGAAUUCUGUUCUACAUCACACCUGAUUUCGAGAAGCUGAAAGAGUCCGAGGUCUGGCUGGAUGCUGCGACUCAGAUCUUUUUCUCGUACGGUUUGGGGCUCGGCUCUCUGAUUGCUCUCGGCAGCUACAACCCUUUCAACAACAACGUCUACAGGGACUCGAUCAUCGUGUGCAUUAUAAACUCCUCCACCAGUAUGUUUGCUGGAUUUGUCAUUUUCUCCAUCGUGGGGUUCAUGGCUCACGUGACAAAGAGGUCGAUAGCUGAUGUAGCUGCUUCAGGUCCAGGUUUGGCGUUUUUAGCGUAUCCUGAAGCCGUGACGCAGUUACCCAUAUCUCCUCUGUGGUCCAUCCUGUUCUUCUCCAUGCUGCUCAUGCUGGGAAUCGACAGCCAGUUCUGUACAGUGGAAGGCUUCAUCACGGCUCUGGUGGACGAGUUCCCGGGGCUCCUGAGGAACAGACGAGAGAUUUUCAUUGCGUGUGUGUGUGUGGUGUCGUACAUCAUCGGCCUCUCCAACAUCACACAGGGCGGCCUUUACGUCUUCAAACUGUUCGAUUAUUACUCCGCCAGUGGCAUGUCUCUCCUGUUCCUGGUUUUCUUCGAGUGUAUCUCCAUCUCCUGGUUUUACGGUGUGAAUAAAUUCUACAGUAACAUUGAGGAGAUGAUCGGAUAUAAACCCUGCAUAUGGUGGAAACUCUGCUGGGUGGUUUUCACUCCUCUGGUUGUUGCAGGAGUAUUUCUGUUCAGCGCCGUCCAAAUGGUUCCUCUCAAAAUGAAUAACUACGUGUUCCCAUCGUGGGGUCAGGGGGUCGGCUGGUUUAUGGCUCUCUCCUCCAUGAUUCUCAUCCCAGGAUACAUGGCCUACAUGUUCCUCAGCACCAGGAUGAAAUCUAAAGAGGAAGUGAAGAACAGACCUGAGCAGCAGCAGCAGCAGUGUGAAAACACCGUCACUGUUUACACACACGCUUCAAACCCUGAGCAGUAAUCACCCCCGCCCCCCCCCCGCCCCCCUCCAACGCGAGAGCAAUCACACACACACAC
Messenger RNA from Silurus meridionalis, 2612 nucleotides. RefSeq names its product solute carrier family 6 member 1a (gene slc6a1a). Lineage: Eukaryota; Metazoa; Chordata; Actinopteri; Siluriformes; Siluridae. Gene Ontology annotation, molecular function: gamma-aminobutyric acid:sodium:chloride symporter activity. The coding region runs from base 754 to 2556 and encodes 600 amino acids. Gene Ontology annotation, cellular component: cell surface; plasma membrane; axon. The record is from RefSeq and is a predicted model, not a curated record. Gene Ontology annotation, biological process: neurotransmitter transport; sodium ion transmembrane transport. The transcript is spliced from 15 exons.